Molecule: messenger RNA, 2187 nt
Organism: Volvox carteri f. nagariensis
Lineage: Eukaryota; Viridiplantae; Chlorophyta; Chlorophyceae; Chlamydomonadales; Volvocaceae
Gene: elg20
Product: acetylglucosaminyltransferase
Exons: 3
Coding region: 1-2187 (728 amino acids)
Molecular function (GO): glycosyltransferase activity
Source: RefSeq, a predicted model, not a curated record
AUGCAACUUUUGCGUUGUCCUGACAAGGCUCGCAGGGGCGUCAUGAGCCUAGAUAUGGCUUGUGACGUUAGGUGCUUUAAACCCAUCUCCUAUCUGUUCAUAACCCUUACGCUAGUCAACGUGGCUUCGCUUGCAAAAGAAAAGCUCGCGAGCGCCAGGGAAACGAGCGGCGGAUCGAAAGCGAACAACAUAACUGACGUAGAAAGCAAUAGCAGGAGGAGCAACAGCGAAAGGCUCACCACCGGCAAUGUCAUCGACAAUCCGCCGAGGCGCUCUACUUGCCCUGGCCAUUGCACCAAGUAUGGUACCUGCUAUGAAGAGCUCGGCAGGUGCGACUGCCCGCCGGGUCGCGUCGGCGAGGACUGCGCGUCCCAACUUCCCGCGUCAGAGCUGACUCAGCUGUGCGCGGCUAACGGCCACACCAACGCCACAUGCGCUGUGGAACUUGAGCUGGCGCUGUGCCUCAACGCUUGCAACUUCCGCGGCCGCUGCGUCGGCGGCGUGUGUGUUUGCCAGCCGGGAUACUUUGGUGCGGACUGCUCGCUGUCUCUGGCAAUGCAGCCGCCAGGGGCCGACGGCGGCGCCGCCGCCGCCGCCGCCGCCGCUGCCGCCGCUGCCGGCGGCGGCAUCGCCGGCGGCGUCCUCAUGGAGCUUCUCGCCGGACAGAACUACACACCGCGACCCUCCGGACCCCGGAUCUACGUGUACGAACUGCCCCCAGAGAUGAACACGUUCCAAAAUCUGGAUCGUCUGGAUCGACCCCUCAUGUACCUCAUCUGGCAGCGUCUCCUCUCCGCAGGCCUGCGCGUCGCCGACGCCGCCUCGGCGGACUUCUUCCUCGUCCCCAUCCGUGUACGAAUGGCAUACGACAGCGACCGCGUCAUACAGGCCGUGUCUUACAUUCGCUCGGUGUGGCCGUAUUGGAACGCCACGCGCGGCGGCGGCCGACAUAUAUUCGUACACACUGGCGACUGGGGCCGUGACGAGCUAUCGGAAGACGCGCAACUGCUUACACGUAACGCCACGUGGCUGACCCACUGGGGCCUUGCGCGGGAUCAUGAGUUUGCAGGUUGGAGGCAAUCACACCGUCCCGGCAAGGACGUCGUCCUGCCGCUCAUGCUAGCCGCCAGCCUCCUCUCCACGUACCAGCUGCCCCGCGCCAGCCCGCUUCACCCCGCGGGGCCCCGUCCGGAACGCACCACCACUCUGUUCUUCGCGGGGCGAAUCUGCGGAUCCCGCGCGACGCCCUCUCUUAACGGCACCUAUCCCAACUGCCCCAACGUUCUCGGCAGUGAAGACGCGUACUCCGCCGCGACACGCCAGCGCGCGUAUUUCUAUCACCACGGUCGGGCGAAUUGGAAGCUGGUGACCGCAUCGCGCGCGCCGGCGGCGGAAAUGGCGACGGCGAAGUUUUGCCUGGCGCCGAGCGGCGGCGGGCAGGGGAAACGCAGCGUCUUGGCGCCGUUGAUGGGGUGCGUUCCAGUACCUGUGACGGAUGGGUUGAUGCAGCCCUUCGAGCCGGAGCUUCGGUGGGAGCGGUUUGCGGUCGGCGUGAGGGAGAGGGAUCUCCCCGUGAUGCAUGAGCUGCUGGACAGGUUGAUGCCUGAGCAGGUGGCGGGGUUUCAGGCGGAGCUGACGUGCGCGGCGCAGCACCUGUUCUGGUCGUCGUUGUACGGCAGCGUGUUUGGCGAAGACGGCGCGUACGACGCUUUUGAGACGCUGGUGCAGGUGCUGCGCAUGCGGGCGACGUAUCCCAAUGUGGCGCCGGAGGAGUACGAGUAUGUGGAUGCCGCUUUCGCGGCGUUCAUGGAGUGCAGGGAGCCGCCGCCGCCGGCGGCGGCGGCGGUAGCGGCGGCGGCGGAGGCGGGCAAGUCUGGCGGACUGCAGCGGACUCUGGCGGCGAGCAGUCAAUGGCUGCGGCCGCUGCCACAGCGGCGGCGGGGGCCGGCGCCGGCUUCACCGCCGCCGCCGUCGCCUUCGGCGACUGCGACGCUGACGGCGGCGGCUACAGCCACCACCGCUACAGCGGCGUCUCGUCAGGCCUUGUGCUCCCACUCGGCACUACCCACGCCGGGGGCUCAGAGCUGCGGGAGAUGUGUACGGCGGCGGGGCCGGUUGCUCAACCCCGGGGGGACGAUUUGCUGCAACACGCGAGAGCUCGCCAAGUGUCCUCGGUUGUGGGACUAA